AUGGAAAUACAUCAUCACAUCUUCGAGUUGGUCGCUCCGGCCACCGCCCUCGGGGCCAUUUUUGUUCUCCUCUUUGGACCGAUAUUCUUUCCGCGUGCUUACAUUUGGUUCCUGUUGACCUACUUCACGACAUUUCUAUAUAUUUCCAUAAACCAUUUUCUCAAAUUUUGCAUAACCGUCAGAAAUAUAAAGAGGAACAUUCGGGAUUGGAAUGCGAGGCGAGAACAUCAGUCAACAUCCCGGGAUUACACCACGAAAGAGGUUGUGAAAAGCUCGGCGACCAACAACGGAAGGACAACACCGACAAGAAAUGGUUAUACGUCGGUGUCCAUGACCGAUCAAUUCGAUAAUGACAAUAGAAUUAAUGAGAUGGAGAGUGCACUGAAACUUUAUGACGACGGGCAUUACAUUCACGCUUUUGUCAUACCAAAUUACGAGGAACCAGAGCCAUUACUAAGGGACACCAUAAAAAGAUUGGCUCAGCAUAGGAACGCCACCACAACCUAUGUCAUUGUACUGGCGAUGGAAGAAUCCGAGGUUGAUCACGCCACAAAGGCUGCAAGUCUCAAGAGGAAUUUUGAUGGCUCCUUCCUUGACUUCAUAAUCACGGUUCACCCCAAGGAUGUUCCGGGUGAAAGUCGGGGAAAAGGCAGCAAUGUCGCUUACGCAGCUCGGGAGGCAUGCGAUUACCUGGUGCGAAAAAUUGACAGGCGACGUGUAGUGUUUACGAUAACGGAUUCUGAUUCAGCCAUUCCAGAACUCUAUGUUCGUCAUGUAGAAAAGGCGCUGUCGGAAUCAGAGGAUCCUUACAACACGAUAUGUUCGCCACCAAUCUUUUUCUCAAGGAAUGCACUGAAUGUUCCCGCUGCGGUUCGUGUUACGGACAUAAUGUGGUCCAUCAUGGUCAUGCAAAAUCUGAGCAAUCCUCGAGGUUUGGCGUUCCCUUGUUCUACAUACAGCUUGAGUAUGGUCCUCGCCGAACAAGUUGGAUUUUGGGACACCGACAAGGAUGCGGUCGGAGAAGAUUUACACAUGUGGCUGAAAUGUUUCUUCAAAACGGGGGGUCAGGCCAGAUCGGUUCCGAUAUUUGUUCCAAUAAAUCUUACCAAUGUCGAAACGACCAAUUACAUCUCAAACAUUUACGCACGGUUUGUUCAAGCAAAACGUCACUAUAACGGUGUUGCAGAUGUUGCAUACUCUUUGAAAUCUGCCUUCAGCCGGAAUAACCAUUCGCAGGACACCGAGUCACUCCUCAGCUCCUCCCCUACCACUACGACGACGACCACAUAUGCACCUUCAUCCGGAAAGAGACCUUCAUGCCUAAUGUCAUGUUCGUUCAUUGACAAACUCGUUGUUGUAUUCCAUGUGCUUGAAGCUCACAUGAUCCCGGCAACAUCUGGAUGGCUGAUGUUCGCGGCGGUACCCCUGACACAAUUCUUGCUCAUAUCGACAUAUUCACCUAUAUCCGACUAUUAUCCAAAUUUUCAAAAUCCGAUAGUUAAUUCGGACUUUUACGCCUAUAUGUUCUCAUUAGUACAGGCUGUGGGUGUGCUGUUACCGAUGCCUUUACUCCUAUGCGCAAUGAUUUAUGAGGGUUUACACCGAACGAUAGAUGCAGAGUUAUUCAAGAAAGGAAGCAAUGAAACGCGGACAUGGAAGAACUAUACUGACUAUGCGUGGCUACCAGUUAGUGCUUGGUUAUUUAUGACCUUGCCUAGUACCUUGGCUUGUGUGAAGAGACUUACCAGAGGUGAGGAGAAAUAUGUUGUGGCCGAAAAAAUAUUCACAGAGGCUAUUGUUGAAUAG
Messenger RNA from Acaulospora colombiana, 1806 nucleotides. The record is from the annotation of a GenBank genome assembly. Lineage: Eukaryota; Fungi; Glomeromycota; Glomeromycetes; Diversisporales; Acaulosporaceae.